Brassica napus (rape) is the source of this 1386-nucleotide messenger RNA. RefSeq lists its product as uncharacterized. The record is from RefSeq and is a predicted model, not a curated record. Lineage: Eukaryota; Viridiplantae; Streptophyta; Magnoliopsida; Brassicales; Brassicaceae. The transcript has 4 exons. Bases 1 to 1386 code for a protein of 461 amino acids.
AUGAACAAGUAUUUUGAAGGGAAAAGGGUAACAUACGCUAACCUGGAGAAGCAGAUGUUGGCAAUGAAAUCAAACCCAUCUGAGGAUCGUAAGAAGAUGGCUGCUCUGUACUUCUUAGCCAGCAUCCUCGUCGGAGGCCGAAAGAGUGGUGAGGGAGCAUCACUUGUGGACAGUUUCUUCCUGACUGUUGUUGAUGACCUAGAUGCGUGUGAAACGUUCCCUUGGGGGCGGUAUGCAUUCGAACAUAACUUGAAAGAUGUCUCUACCUUCUUGGAGAAAUGUGACGGGGUUGCGCCGACGGGUUGGGUUUUUACAAGCUUUCCUAUCCCUUUGGAGGUGUUGGCCUUUGAGGCAAUUCCAAGCUUGAGGAACCAUUUCCGAGAAAAUGUGAGUGGUGCACGCAGUGGUUGCCCGCGGAUGUGCAAGAUGCAGUACAAACGCAAAAGUGGAACCAGGGAAUUCAGUCUGAAUGCUGUGAACGAUAAAAUUGCAACAGCAGCUGAGAAGGAACUUCUGGAAACCAUAGGGAUGGACAAGGAAAGUUGUUGGGCCGAUGACGACGAUGAUGCAGCAGUUGAUCGUUGGACGAAGAUAAUACGGAAAGGGAAGAAACAAGUUUUCUUUGAAGAACAGUUUGUCAUUGAUUUUGAGGCUCGUACAUCUCGUAAUGAAGGUCAGGCUCAUGCCAAAUCUGGUCAGGCUCAUGCAGAUUCGGUCGAGGCUACUGGAGCUACUCCUGAAUCUGCUUUUGAAGUGAUGGACGGUCGGCUUAUGAAUGCAGUCCGAGAGGCUAUGAAGGAAGUGAACGAAAAAGUCACUUCAUUGUCGCAUAAGCUAGCUCUUCUAGAAGAGGAAGUGAAAAGUCUUAGGUUGAGUGACAAGCCGGCGAACCAAGAUGCCCCUCAGAAGAAAGCGGACCAAGAUGCCCCUCAGAAUGAGGAUGAUGAGUCGGGGGAAGACGAUGGUAGUGACAAUAAAGAGUCGGAAGAAGAGGAUGGUAGUGACAGUAAGGAUGGUGGUUUCAUCGAGGAUGUUACAAAUGAAAAUCAGGGGGGCGAUGGUGACAUGGAUGACACUGAUGCAGAGAUGUAUGCACAUGCAGCGGAGUUCGAGAGAAGUUUAGAGACGAAAAAGAAGAGGCCGAGAGAGGAUGAUGGAAAUGAAGCAGUUCGUGCGAAAAGUAGGUUUAGUCCCGUUGGUACAAGAAGUAAGAAGGCAGCUGAGAAGGCAGCAGCUGAGAAGGCACCAGGUAAGAAGGCACCAGGUAAGAAGACACCAGGUAAGAAGGCACCAGCUAAAAAGGCAGCAGGUAAGAAGGCAGCAGGUAAGAAGGCAGCUGAGGAGGACGCAGCCCAGAAGAAGCAGAAGACAAAGAAGACGGAGUGA